AUGCACACACCGUCAAGCUACUCGAAGAAGAUGGCGAACUCUCAGACGAUACUUGGGAUGAUGUUGUUGUGUGCUUUGAGCAAAACAGCCACUCGACGGUCUCCUUCCUUGCCCUCCCCUCCAAAGAAUGACAUGUUCAGUACGCCACAAGCCCGCAACUCGCACUUUCUGAUUUCUGAUGCUUUAUGUGGUCUGUUUCGACAACUCGUUAUCCUCAAUUCUCAGUCUCCACUGUUGUACUAUGUUGUCGCAGUCUCCAAUUCCCAUGUAAUAAUUGUCGGAAAUAUUGAUUCCGGUGUAUAA
Messenger RNA from Marasmius oreades (fairy-ring Marasmius), 303 nucleotides. RefSeq lists its product as uncharacterized. NCBI's taxonomy places the organism in Eukaryota, Fungi, Basidiomycota, Agaricomycetes, Agaricales, Marasmiaceae. Bases 1 to 303 code for a protein of 100 amino acids. The record is from RefSeq and is a predicted model, not a curated record. The transcript has a single exon.